Molecule: messenger RNA, 1713 nt
Organism: Venustampulla echinocandica
Lineage: Eukaryota; Fungi; Ascomycota; Leotiomycetes; Helotiales; Pleuroascaceae
Exons: 3
Coding region: 1-1713 (570 amino acids)
Biological process (GO): proton transmembrane transport
Cellular component (GO): membrane
Molecular function (GO): antiporter activity
Source: RefSeq, a predicted model, not a curated record
AUGGCGACUACCAUUAUUUCUUUCCUGCCGUAUCACGAGCCGGGUAUCGCGACUAUCCUCAUCCAAUCGUCACUAAUACUCAUCCUCAAUAUCGUCAACACCAUCUUCGACAAAUUGAUCUUUUGCGGUCUUCUCGGGCAGGUUUUUAUUGGUGUAGCAUGGGGGACGCCAGGAGCGAAAUGGCUCGGUCAGGAUACUGAGGAUGUAAUCGUCCAGCUUGGAUAUCUAGGCUUGAUCCUUUUAGUCUACGAAGGGGGGCUGGACACCAGUUUUCGUUCCCUGAAGGCGAAUCUCUUCCUUUCUGUUGCAGUAGCGAUAACUGGAAUCAGCUUCCCAAUGGCUCUUUCCUUCGUGCUGCAACCGCUCGUCAACGCAACAGCAUUGCAAGCUUUUGCAGCUGGAGCAGCGCUCUGCUCAACUAGUUUAGGAACCACUUUCACCAUUCUUAGUACCAGUGGGUUAUCGGCCACUCGGCUGGGCACAGUGCUAAGCAGUGCUGCAAUGAUGGAUGAUGUCGUUGGACUGGUCAUGGUUCAGGUGAUCUCUAAUCUUGGAGAGACUGCGGACUCAUUCAAUGCUAUUACGGUUGUUCGACCGCUUGCUGUGUCAGUUGGUCUAGCAAUUGCCGUCCCUCUGGUUUGUCGAUUAGUUGCGCAACCUCUGACCGUGCUUCUUAAUGCGGCCAGGAAAUCAAACCCAAAUGGUGCUGUGGACAAGUUGUGUGGAAUGACGUACACUGCAUUUAUCAUUCAUACGUUACUGCUGAUUGGACUUGUUACUGGUGCUACUUACGCUGGUACUUCUAAUCUCUUUGCUGCUUAUCUAGCUGGGGCUUCGAUCAGCUGGUGGGACAGCGAGGUUCCGCAUCCGGACGCAGAUAUAAAAAGCUGUUCACUUGAACCUUCAAGUUCACCAAUUGAGCAAGUAGGCUCUAGUCCAGAAGGCGAGGCGACGGAGGGCGAGGCAGUUCGCAAUGAGCACUCUAAAUCCACCGCAACGAGUGGCACUGCGGCAUCAAUUGGCUUCGCCAUUCCAAUCACGGACAUGUUUCGCGGUGAAAUUGUCUGGCGAGGCAUUGUCUACACAAUCCUCAUGCUCUUCGCGAAAAUAAUUACGGGCUUAUGGCUCCUCCGCCUGAACCUCCUUUUGCCAAAAGUCUAUGCCCCAAGGAGCGUGCACUCUAUCAUAACCGCACCAGCUUCAUGCUUUAGCUGGGUGUGUGGAAAGCCCAAGAACGAGGCGAAAGAGACCGCUAGGACUACGGAUACUCACGAACUACAAACCCAGGGAGGGAAAGGUGUGAGGGCCAAUGCUGGAGAGUCGACACCACAGCCUCCCGCAGGAGAAAGUCCCGCCUCCAGCAAUUCCCAGCCUUCUCCAACUUCGGUCACUGCCCCAUCCUCGCCUCCCAUAAUCAACAAGCCCCUCUCCCUCUACCCAGCAGCAAUGCUCGGCACAGCCAUGACCGCGCGUGGCGAAAUUGGCUUCCUAAUCGCUUCUCUAGCCGAAACAACCGGUCUCUUUAAGUCCUCUUCCAUGCCAAGUACUGGCAGCUCGGAAGUCUAUUUGGUGGUUACUUGGGCUAUUGUCUUGUGUACUAUCAUUGGACCGCUGGGUGUGGGAACGCUGGUUAAGAGGGUUAGGAGACUUCAGAGUGAGAGGGAGAAGAACCCUGGGGUGGGCGGUCCGUUGGGGAUUUGGGGUGUUAGUUAA